GCUGAUGUUGACCAGUGAUUCCUGGUGCCACAAUGAUGGUUUAUUAUCAAAGCUGGUCCAACGUGUCACCAAGUCCAGAGGCUGAUUCACAGAGCUGCAUGCACGCACAAUAAAUCCAGAUUGCACGUGUUCGUGUUUAUAUUUCGAUCGGAUGAAAUGCAUUCUAAUCAUUAGGAAUAAUACGAUUAAAUAUGACAAAGAAACAGUUGUAGUAGAUGAUUCUGGAUGCAAACAGCUGGGUGUUGUCUCUCUAAAAGCAUGACACUGUGAACUUUUUUUUGUAGCUUCAUGAGGGAAAUCUUCAAUCAGGAUUCAGAGCUGCUUUGAGGUUUUUUUUUUCUCGGCAUGGCGCAGCAUCCGGAGCUCAUAAACCAUACCAACAGUGCCAAUCCGGUUUACGUGUCCAAACCCUGAGGGAUAUGAUAGAACAGGAUCGGAGGUGUUUGUGCACUUCUACAGAAUGAGGUCGACAGGCUGAUUUUAAGACACCAGGUGAGUUCUGGACGUGUCAAAUUAUCCAUCCUUAGGAGCCAGUGAAGGUUCCAUAAACUCUGUGUUUUGAGCCCGAAAAAAAUUUACGGAGAGUAGGUUAAGAAUGCCGCACUGUGUACUACUUCAGUUUCUCUUGUUGGUUGGCGCAUGUUUCUCCACUUGGGCUGCCCCACUGAAGAGCACCCGUCACCGCAGGAAAGGCGAUGUGAUGGAACAGAGCAACAAUCAAAAGACACCAGUGAACAUCCAGCAAAACAGCAUGAUGACGAGAUGUGUAUAAUCUCCUCCUUAGACCUGGCCUCGUCCACUCUUGUGCAAGAACCUCAACAAACAGCAAAUGUCUUAUACAAAGCCAAGCUUGAAGAGAUGACGAUUGCGGGGACAGAUGCCAUCCCGGGACAUGUGAGACAGAUUGAGUUGUUUGAGAGAAAUGUAAAAUCCUAUACACAAUACUAUAAAGAGAGCACUGAAACUACUGAUCUAACUGAAGAAAAGAAUCAGAAGCCUUCACCUCCAUCUCCAUAUGUAUCUCUUCCUCUUGUGGACCAUAUAGUGGGACCUGAAAAUACGGAGAAGGAGCAAACCACAUUUCCUGAGAAUUAUGCUGAACAGAGAGUAGCACCAUCUAUAUUGCCAAUACACCUGAGGACAGACAGACCUACACAGCCACAAAUUACACUUGGACACAGUGACUACAUCAGCUUACGUUAUAGUGAUGCAGAGGAAGCUGUACAGCCUCUAACAAAACCCCAGCCUGUGAAACAGAAGGGAGGAAGAGAGGUAAAGACAACUAAGAGCCAGUUUGAGCUAAAGAGUCCGAGAGGAAUCUUGACUGAAUCCCCAUUCUCUGCCCAUGCCUCUGUGAGCCAGUCUCCUAGAUACAUCAACCCUGCUGUUACAGCUCUUACCAUUACAGACAGUUAUGAUGGACAGACUGGAGGAUCUACACAAGACAAAGACAGAGUAGCCGAGGUAAACUUUUUUACAGCUGCAGAACAAGAUAAAGUAUUGGUACCUGGACUACUUCAGCCAGACCUGACGCUCAGUUCCAGACUGGCAGAUCCUGGAGACACCUGGACAGAGCCUGUUCGUUUACAAGGAGUAGAAGAAGCGAGUGUCUUGCCCUUAUUACAGGAAAUGGGCACAGAGGCAACCAUGUCAUCUGAAGACCUCCCUUUGAUCUUUGAUCCAUUUGAUGAUGUCAGACCAUCCACUAGUUCGGCUCUGGCAUCUGAGCUCUCUGUCGCCAUGGUGCCCGCAACGGGGAUGCUUGGGGAGACAGAGCUAGAGCAAACACUCUCUAUGGAUACAGACAACAGUCCUCAUCAGUCAUUUCCAGGCCCUUCGGAUUGGCCUUCACCAUGGCAGAUGUCAGGUGCCGAGACCUCGGAUACUGUCUUGUCAUCUCAAACGGCAAUCAGUGGGCCUUUCUCUGAUCCAGACGUGGAGCAUAAUGAGAGGACGGAGGCACUACAGCAUACAGAUGUCCUCACAACAUCUGUGAAUGCUCUUCAUUUGUCACCUUCUCCUGUGUCAGCCACCACUCAGAAAGGAGCAGACAUCAAGUCAACCCACUCUGCAGUUUUAAAGCCAGUGUCAGGGCUGGAGGAACUGGAAUCACAAGAGAACGAUGAUGAAGAGGAUGAUUAUGCAGAUGAAUCUGAGGAGGAGGAAGAGGAGAGUGAGGAAGAGUUAACCGAGGUUCCUGUGCAUUCUCCUACACGUCCUCCUUACAUCCUCAUACCUCCUCCUCCGGUCUGGGGGCAAAGGAACCAAGGCCUCAUCCGCAGCUGGGUUAAGCUGAUCCGAGACAAGGCUGGCUAUGUUUCCGGGAUGUUGGCACCUGUGGGCAUUGGUAUAGCUGGAGCACUCCUUAUUGUUGGAGCACUUUAUGGUAUCAGGAUUAUCCAUCGCAAGAGGAAGAACAGUCUAAAACACCAGAGGAGAAAGCAACCUACAGAAGUCAGAAGUGGACAAGAUCAAGCGAUGCUACUAGCCGAUAGCUCCGAAGAUGAAUUUUAAAUCACUCAAUGGCAAAUCACAGUCGCCAUGUAGGUCAUUAAAAAAAGCCUCCGCAAACUCACAAUACUACAUGUCCUAAAAACACGUUUGAAAAGUUUGGGAAGGUAAUAUCAUACUCAUCAAAUACAUGUUUAUUAAAGCAUAUUUUACACUUAUCUAAUGUCAAUCAAACAUUAGCAGAUUUCUACUGGUUAAUAUCUCUGCAUAUAAUUGAAUUGCACCAGUUUGGCUAAAAAUGUAGUCUAUUUGGUUUUUAAAAUUAAUUCUUGAUCAGCCAAGAAAUGCCCUCAGGGCUUCAGCAAUUUUUUUGCCCUAUAAUCAGGAGCCAUUGUCCAAAAACCAGAUUUGCCCAUGCGGAGGAAAGAAUAGCGUACUAUCUUUUCCCUUUCAGUCACCAGCCGAUUCAUGCCAUCUGUCAAUCAAGUAUUGAGCAUCAGCAGUACAAGCAAAAACGUGAUAUUACCGAUAUUAUACAUAGGGAGAUAUUCAGUUGAUAAUACAUUUCUAUUUGGAUUUGUGUAUUUUUCUGAUUUAUGAAAACAUGUUUAUACAGUAUAUAGAUAGAUUUACCUAGAUAAAUUUUAAAGCAAAUCUGUCUUUAACUUGUUGACAUAGAUAGCUCACUUACAAACAGGAAGCUGGAAGUUUUGCUUAAUUUUUCAGCUACGUAUGUCUUUUCAAAUUCAGUCAGGUUGAAAAGCCUUUCAAUGUAUAAAUUAUGAAACUUGUUUAAUUUUUGGAUAGUCUUAAAUAUGCCUGUUUUUUCCAUUUAUGGAUUAAUGCAUGACAUUCUGACUACAUUCCAAAAAAAAAUUUUUAAUAAAAUUAUUAUGCAUUAUUUUGCCCCUAGAUUUCAAAGUGCUUCUGUGUCCUACAGUGCCAAAAUUGAUCAAAAGGACUUAACUAAAAUUAGCAGUUUGAUUAGCAGUUUAAUCUGUUGUUAUGACUGCAUGCAUUAAACAGCAAAAACACACAAAAUAAAGUUAAUAUUAAACUCUUAUAGAAAUUACCUUAGAACCAUAGUUGCGUUGCAAACUGACAGCUAGUUAGCUGCUAAAACAAUAAUUAGCUAGCAGCGUUAGCAAAGGCAUGUGAGGCUGAUCUUAAAUCUUAAUCUUUAUUACUGGAUAAAUAGGAAAAUCCUUUCUUUUCUUGUAAUUUAUCAUUUAUCUAAUCGAAUAUUUCCUACAAUAAUGAUGAGUAACACUUUUCAUGUGAAAAGCUGCUCAAUAAAGGUGUCCUGGAUGAACAGAUACAUUUGAGGUAAUGAGAAAAAUCUGUUGUGUAUUAUUUUUUUGGCCAAACUGCUCCUUGUAUAUUCUUGGAAUUGUGUAGAUUUCAUUUUCCUAUUUAUGAAUACCGACUGCAGUCAUAUUGUAUUUAGAAUAGAUUAAAUCCAUUUGUGUGCAGAGCUCUUGUAGAGAAAAUCUACACCAUUUUCAAAAUGAAAAUGUUAAUUAUUCUUUUUUUUUUUUUUAAUGCAGCUGCUUAUGUAAUGGUAAUACAGUUUGCUAAUAAAAAAGCACUGGAUCAUCAUGAAAAUAAACAGAAUACACUCUGUUUACUGUAGCCAACUUUCAGAAAGUAAACACAUGCGCCAUUAAUGCAUACAAUUAAGAACUGUAUAUAGUACAUGAUACAUGUUUGUGCCUAAAGUAUACACUGUACUGUACAAGAUUUAUUGCUGUAUUAUUGCUAAUUAUUGUUGACAACUCUUAAAUUUAACGUAUUGUUCCAAUGCCUUUGUGACAAUCUAACAAAUUGCACUUAUAGUUAUAAACAUUGCCUGUGUUUAAGCGUUAUUUCUGUUGUCAUAAUGACUAAUUUUUGUGUCUGUUACAUUAAAGGACUCAAGAGUAAAAAUAUAUGGGUUGCUGAUUUAUGAUUUAUAUAAUAUUUGUUGUUCCAUCUUUUUGAAAACUAGAGAUUUGUUCAUUUGUGAUGUAAAACUGUAGAAAAUGAAUGGUACAUUUAAAUUUGACUGCCCUUUUGUGCUUAUUACAAUUAACCAAAUAGAUCAGGUUUUCUUUUGACUGACAAAAAAUGUGAAUGGAAAUGGAAAAGCAUGAUAUGCCAUAUUAACCCCAGCUUUACAGAAUCAUGAUGACAUGAGUAAAUAUCUAUAACAACCCAUAAAUUCUACAUACUAAUCAAAUACUGUACUAUUCAAUGGCUCAUUGCUUGGAUAAGGUAGGAUUUCUUCUGUUCAAAUACAUCCAUGAUGAAGAAUUCAAAAGUAUUGGGUCUUCAUGACCUUCUUAUUUAAUAUAGUAGUAGUAUUGAAUAUCUGUGUAAUAAUCAGAUUUGUUUUUUAAUUUGUGUUAUUAAUUCUUAUACUUUCUUCAUUUCUACAGCCUUGAUCAUAGUUAAAAUUAUUACAUAAAUUCAGCAUUACACCACACAGAUUUUGACAUAACACUGGAUGUUGUGAAGCCGAAAACAAACCAGGUUCCUUUUAUUAUGCAUGCAAGACUUGUCAAGGUCUCAGGCUGCAAAUAAUUUAAGACCAUAAAAUAAACUUCUUUAACAGAUGUUAAUGGGAAGCAAUUAUGCAAUAAUGUGGUUUUAUUAUUCAUGUUCACCAGAACAAGUUGCGUCUGAAAGUUUAGAAGUUUUGAUUGGCUUGCAUUGUAUUGUCACUGAGAACAGUAAAACUGUACUGUAUUAUACAAGUGUUAAAUUUUAAGGCUGUAGUUGACAAGAUUAGUGAUUAGGCCACUCAAUGUUCCACUCCAUAUCUUUAUGGAAAUUAGUUUUUGCACAAAGGCAUUGCCAUGCUGGACCAGGUUUCCCCAAGUCAGGUGUCCCAAAACUUUUGUGUCUAAAAGGUGUCUAAUGGUGUGCUAUUUCCACCACUGUAAUUAAACCAGAAAACUGUGAUCAUUCAUAUAUUCUAUACAUCACCUGCUAUUUUACAUAGAGACUAGAAUUUAACAUGAUGGAAAACUGAAGUGCUAGAUAAGACUGACUAGAUGCUGUAGUCAGGUGCAGAUUGCACUCCGAUAUGAAAAUUAGUUUUUAAGUUGCAAAUUGCAAUAAAAUAUAUUGCUGGACGUGAAAAACGUCUCUGCUCAGAGCUUCUCUGCUUCAGUUUCAAUGGUAACACUCUGACUCAGGGUUCUUAGUGGUGUUGUUGGAGUGCUGUGCUCUGCCUGUGGAUCAAAAUAGUGCAAUGUACUGUUAUGAGGAGUUACUUCGAGUUAUAGAUUAAUUAUGUCUUCAAUUUCACAAUAGUACAGUGUAAUUUCAUGUAAUACUAUUCCAUAUUCAGACAGCUUUUAUUUAAAUGUAGUGAAAUUAAAGCUGUAAACAGUUAAACUGAUCCCCACUUUACUUCUCUUCCCUUCUACUUGCUCUCCACAUGCAGUAAAUUCUCAUUUUUCUAAUCUCCCCAAUCUUCAUCCUGAAGAUGCCAUUUUAACUUGGCAUUAACUGCAUUUUAAACUACACAAUCCACAAAAUUUGUAAAAUAACCUUCCAUUUUCAAUUGUGUGACCUAAUCUAAUAUGAAGAUAUUCAUCAUAUAUUCAUUAUAUUAUUUCUAUAUUUUUAAAGAAAUUUUUAUAUAAAAACACGCCACCAAUCCGGUGCAUAAGGCAAGACAGAAAAAUACUCUUACUGUUGAUGACAGUUGGCAGACAUAAUAACAAGAAUAAUUCACAGGAUGCAUAAGUAGGUUAAGGCAGUCUGGUUGUACAUGAUUUCAAAGAAUACAAAUACCACACUGUCCAAUGUUUUGACCAUUUUUGAGAUUUGUAAUAACACCAACCCUCCAGCUAAAUUGUUUCUUUGUCUGUUUUUCAUUCAAACUUUAAAAAGCUUGAAUCUGAUGAAUUUCCUGGAAUAGCAGCUCUGACAGUCAUGUUGACUGCAAUUCAAAUCAUGUGUUUAUAUUAACACGCACGUUCUAACUUUAUAUUCUUUUCUGUAGUAAAAAAAACCCUCCUUCAGAGACUUGUAUAAAGGAGCUUGACAUUGGUUAUGGCAAAUAAAAUACUUAAGACUAUAAACUUUUAUAUGUUGAAUUUUCUGUAAGGAGAUUUUUUACAUCUCAGGUGCAUUUUUGAAAGGUUUUUUCCCAUAGCAGAAUACUCCGAUCAUGAACUGCAGAGAUCCUGUGCAAAUUGCAUGAACAAUGGCACAUUUUGUUUACUUUAAAUAUUAAUCGACUAAUUUAUGUAACACACUAAAAUGAGAUUAUCUGUCUAUGAUGUGAUGCGUUAAUUGUUUCCUAAAAUUUCUUCCAGCGGCACAAAUUCAGCAAGUGUUUUGUCAGCUAGUAGCUGGUUUUAUUUUUGUUAAAGAAAGAUUUUAAUGUUAGAAAAUCCUUUGAAAAGUUCACAGAAAACCUACACACUCCCUAAGCAGGCACAAACUAUUCAAACUUGUCACAUCUGUGCAUAUGAGCAUCAGUACCACAUUAAAGAGCUCUAAAAAUUGAUUGUUUAUUACCCACAUAUUUACUCUUAUAAUUAAUUAACUGCCUUUGUAGCCCAACAAAUGAUGCUUGAUGCAAAUAAAGUUUUAGGAGAACUGGAACUCUUCCACUCAUGUAGAAAUCACAUAUCAGCUUCACCAAUAGGUACAUUACUAGAACACACUGCUCACAGCAAACCCCAAUACAUUCAAACACACAUUACACUACAUAAAAUCCUCUGUUUAAAUCACUGUAUAAGAAUAAACAUGGCAGAAAAA
Messenger RNA from Silurus meridionalis, 7209 nucleotides. Its product is annotated as armadillo-like helical domain-containing protein 4. The transcript is spliced from 8 exons. The coding region runs from base 640 to 2514 and encodes 624 amino acids. The record is from RefSeq and is a predicted model, not a curated record. Lineage: Eukaryota; Metazoa; Chordata; Actinopteri; Siluriformes; Siluridae.